Helobdella robusta is the source of this 909-nucleotide messenger RNA. RefSeq lists its product as hypothetical. Bases 1 to 909 code for a protein of 302 amino acids. The transcript has 2 exons. NCBI's taxonomy places the organism in Eukaryota, Metazoa, Annelida, Clitellata, Rhynchobdellida, Glossiphoniidae. Gene Ontology annotation, molecular function: catalytic activity. The record is from RefSeq and is a predicted model, not a curated record.
AUGGAAAACGUGUAUAAAAUAAAAUCACUGGCUGAAGAAUAUGCAGGCAUUGGACUAAGCGAUGACUUAACAAAAGAACAAAGACAGGAAUACAAGAUGCUGAAGACCGGUUGGAAGAUGGAAAAUAGUGUCGUUUCCAAUGAAAACGAAACAAAACACACCAGUAGCAUAAGCACGGAAGAGGUGAUGUCUAGAAAUGAUGUGAUGAGUGAUUGUAAUGUAUUGCUGGGAAUGUUAAACAUUAGAUCAAUUAAUUCAAACUCGGAUAAAGUUUACAAAAUGAUUCAAGACGGCUUAGACAUUCUUGUUUUGGUAGAAACGUGGCAUGGUUCCACAGAAAAUGUAUCAGUAAAGUCAUCGAUGCCACCUGGGUUUAGAUAUGUGGAUUUCUUGAGGUUGAAUGAUCCGCAUCAUGGGGGAAUAAUAGUAUUCUUUAAAUCAAACUUCAAAUAUAAAAAGAUUGAUCUGCCUCCUUUUGACACGUUCGAAGUUGUCGCUCUCAAAUUUGUUAUAAACAGUAAAGAUUUUGUUUUGUUAUCUCUAUACAGACCUGGUUCAGUUCAAGUGAAUGCAUUAUUUCUCGAAGAAUUGUCAAAAGUUUUAGAUAACAUAACACUCCUAAGUUCGAGCAUAUUGUUGGUUGGUGAUUUUAACGUUCACAUUGAAAGAUGCAAUGAUCGUCACGCAAACAGACUACUUGAUCUAUUUGAAACGUUUAAUUUAACCAACCUGAUCAGUGAGCCAACACACGAACGAGGUGGAACACUCGACCUGGUUGUUUGUUCUGAAAAUUUUCAUGUUUUAAUUAGUAAUAUAUUUCCUAGUGGUGUGUACUCCGACCACAGUUUGAUACAUGUUAGCAUACCAAUUAAACGAAUAUGUCUUAAAAAAAGUUCGCAGAUUAGCUAG